Molecule: messenger RNA, 249 nt
Organism: Lodderomyces beijingensis
Lineage: Eukaryota; Fungi; Ascomycota; Pichiomycetes; Serinales; Debaryomycetaceae
Source: the annotation of a GenBank genome assembly
AUGGACCAAAUACAAGAGAUCUUCGAGUUCCCAGUAACGAUCCCAAACCAAGCACGCGUCGAAAGCGUCAUUCGCACAAUGUGUCUCGUGAACGUCAUUUCGUCAUUCGUGAUUGGCUACGCUACUGACUCGUUGGUCUAUCUAAGUGCUGCAUUUGCAAUCCAGUUUGCUGUUUUGGUGGCGCUUGUGUCGACCAAUGUCUUGUUCAAGGGACAGCCGGGGAUCGAGUGGUUGAGCGUGAAAUACUGA